CAACCUGCAAAUGGAUUGGAUUGGUCAAAAAUAUUGAAAAAAAUUCCUAUAUACAAAGCCAGCUUUAACGUUUUGAGAGUCCAAACACAAAACACCAACCAACCAACCAACUAUGAAGUCUUCUUGUUCCUUCAAUCUCUUCAUACUAGCCGCAGUUAUCUUUCUCGGGUGUCUAAAUCCCAAUGGAGCUACCACGUGUCAUCCUGAUGAUGAAGCUGGUCUUUUAGCUUUUAAAUCGGGUAUAACCAGAGACUCCUCGGGUGUUCUUAGCCCAUGGACCAAAGGCACAGACUGUUGCUCCUGGUUCGGUGUUUAUUGCGCUAACCAACACCGCGUCACCAGUCUCAGCCUUGGCGAUGUGACCGGAGAUUUUCCAUACACUCUCUCUGGUACUAUCUCCCCGUCUCUGUCCAAACUCCAACAUUUGGAAAGCUUUGAACUAAUCGGUCUCAAGGAAAUCAGGGGACCAUUUCCUCGAUUUCUUCUUCGCUUACCAGAUCUGAAGAACAUCUACAUCCGGAGAAACCGUCUAUCUGGUCCUCUUCCCACCAACAUCGGCACGCUAAGCCCCCACUUAGAGACGCUGGUACUUGGCGCAAACCGGUUUACAGGUGCGAUACCGAGUUCAAUAUCCAAUUUGACUCGGUUAAAGGAACUCUACCUCAACGAUAAUCUCUUAACGGGAAGGAUCCCUCCAGGGAUUGGUAACCUCAAGCUUAUGUCUAUUAUUACUCUCGAUGGAAACCGUCUCUCUGGACCAAUACCAAAUAAUAUUUUCAAAUCCAUGACAAAGCUCCGAAUCCUCACUCUUUCUCGUAACAGCUUAUCUGGAAAAGUUCCUCCUUCAAUUGCAUCGCUCGGACCGAGUCUUGAGUUUCUUGAGCUAGGCCAUAACAAUCUCUCGGGAUCGAUUCCAAGCUAUAUAUCUCGACUCGCAAAACUUAAGAAACUGGAUCUCUCCAAUAACAGGUUCUCAGGAGCUGUGCCCCAAAGUUUAUCCAAGCUGACCGACGUUUUUGAUAUGGAUCUCUCUCGUAACCUUCUAACCAGUCCAUUCCCCGUUUGGAACGUGACGGAGAAUCUUCGAACGUUGGAUCUAUCGUACAACAAUUUUUACAUGGAGACGAUUCCUGAAUGGGUGACUUCCGCGUCGUACAUGGUGUCGUUGAAGCUGGCGAAAUGUGGAAUCAAGAUGAGCUUAAGCGAUUGGAAGCCAGAGAAUGUAGGCGUCUACAGUUACAUUGACCUUUCAGAAAACGAGAUCACAGGAAGUCCGGGAAAGCUCUUGAUAAAUGAAGGGAGUAUGCGGGAGUUUCGGGCGUCGGGGAACAAACUCCGUUUCGAUAUGGGGAAGCUAAAUAUACCGGAGAGCCUUGAGACGCUGGAUCUUUCAAGGAACUUGGUGUUCGGGAACGUGCCAGGGACGGUGACCGGUCUGUUAACACUAAACUUGAGUCAGAACCAUCUUUGCGGAAAACUUCCUGUGACAGAGUUUCCACCAAGCGUGUUUGCCGGCAACGAUUGCCUUUGCGGAUCUCCACUCCCUCCAUGCAAGGGCUAGUUAGUGGAUUCGUUUUAAACAAUAAUAUUCGAGAAACAAUUUCGUUAAAAUUAUGUAUUACGCGGAUAACACCAAAUAAUAAGUUAUUAUUUCAAAUGAUAAAUAGCCCACUUAACAAUAAAGAAUAAAAAAGUAUGGUCAUGAAG
Raphanus sativus (radish) is the source of this 1707-nucleotide messenger RNA. Its product is annotated as receptor-like protein 38. NCBI's taxonomy places the organism in Eukaryota, Viridiplantae, Streptophyta, Magnoliopsida, Brassicales, Brassicaceae. The transcript has a single exon. Gene Ontology annotation, molecular function: protein binding. Bases 113 to 1561 code for a protein of 482 amino acids. The record is from RefSeq and is a predicted model, not a curated record.